CAAAACGCGGCAGAAGCGAUCCUGGAGGCGGCGGUCUUGCUUCUCUCAUAGUUCCAGCGCAGGGAGCGGGUUGAGAGGUUGGCGGGUUCGGCUGCGCCCCACCUGAAGCCCUUGGCGACUUCGUAUCAGAGGGUUUUUUCUCUCGGACAGAUCUGAAACUCUUCGACCAUGUUUGUUCUUGGACUCCUGUUGCUUCUUGUUUUGCACAGCGAAGCCUUCAGCACCAGUUUUCCUGAUGAAACCAUUGCAGAUUUUUCUGUGAAUGUUUACAAUCAGCUGCGAGCUACAGGAGAAGAUGAAAAUAUUAUUUUCUCCCCGCUGGGAAUAGCAAUAACGAUGGGGAUGGUGGAGCUCGGUGCUCACGGUUCCACACUGAAAGAAAUUCAGCACUCCAUGGGCUAUGAAGGUUUGAAAAAUGGUGAAGAAUUUGCCUUCCUGAAAGAUCUUUCUGACAUGGCUGUUACCGAGGAUAGCCAUUACGUGAUGAAGCUUGCCAAUUCCCUUUAUGUGCAGAAUGGAUAUCACAUUAGUGAUAAAUUUUUGCAGCUGCUGAAAAAGUACUUUAAAGCGGAAGUCGAAGUUGUGGAUUUUAGUCAAAAUAUAGCUGUUGCGAGCUACAUCAAUAAAUGGGUGGAGAACCGUACCAACAAUAUGAUCAAAGAUUUUGUCUCGGCAAGGGAUUUCAGUACUCUCACUCAGUUGGCUAUUGUCAAUGCAAUCUACUUUAAGGGAAAUUGGAAGUCUCAGUUCAGACCAGAGAACACAAGAACCUUCUCCUUUACGAAGGAUGAUGAAAGCGAAGUACAAAUUCCCAUGAUGUAUCAGCAAGGAGAAUUUUAUUACGGGGAAUUCAGUGAUGGAUCCAAUGAAGCAGGAGGCAUCUAUCAAGUCUUGGAAAUACCCUACGAGGGAGAUGAGUUCAGCAUGAUGAUCGUUCUCUCCAGGCAGGAAGUACCACUAGCCACCCUGGAGCCUUUGGUCAAAGCCCAGCUGAUCGAGGAAUGGGCAACCUCUGUGAAGAAACAAAAGGUUGAGGUGUAUCUGCCAAGGUUCACAAUAGAACAGGAAAUUGAUCUGAAGGAUGCUUUGAAAGGGGUUGGAAUUACAGAAGUAUUCAGCCAAAGUGCUGAUUUCACUGCAAUGUCUGACAACAAAGAGCUUUACCUGUCAAAAGCUGUUCACAAAUCUAUCCUUGAAGUUAAUGAAGAAGGUUCGGAAGCUGCUGCUGCUUCAGGAAUGAUUGCAAUUAGUAGAAUGGCUGUGCUGUACCCCCAAAUUAUAGUGGACCAUCCAUUCUUAUUUCUGGUCCGGAACAGAAUAAAAGGUACCAUCAUUUUCAUGGGGAGAGUAAUGCACCCAGAAGCGAUGAAUCCGAGUGUGCAUGAUUUCGAAGAACUUUAAUAUCUUCACAGGUUUAACCACAUUCUCACAAAAGAAAACAAGCACACUGAGUUUGCAAUUGAUGUAUUUAAGGUUUUCCAUGUGGUGGUUUACUUUUUUUUUUUAGUUCUCUCUUUUUGGCAAUGUUACCUUUGAGAUACUAUUUAAAAAGACAAACCGUUUCCAGGUCUAACUUCAGCUAUGAAAUUGCAGACCACAGUUGUGGAAGGGAAGCUUUCUGUAUUAAAAUAUAUGUUGUUGUCUCUGUGAUUUAUUGUGUUGGUCCUUUAAAAUAAAAAUUUAAAAAUAUC
Messenger RNA from Thamnophis elegans (Western terrestrial garter snake), 1691 nucleotides. RefSeq names its product serpin family I member 1 (gene SERPINI1). The record is from RefSeq and is a predicted model, not a curated record. Lineage: Eukaryota; Metazoa; Chordata; Lepidosauria; Squamata; Natricidae. The coding region runs from base 169 to 1401 and encodes 410 amino acids. Gene Ontology annotation, molecular function: serine-type endopeptidase inhibitor activity. Gene Ontology annotation, biological process: negative regulation of endopeptidase activity. The transcript is spliced from 9 exons.